This is a messenger RNA of Neoarthrinium moseri, 1836 nucleotides long. RefSeq lists its product as uncharacterized. NCBI's taxonomy places the organism in Eukaryota, Fungi, Ascomycota, Sordariomycetes, Amphisphaeriales, Apiosporaceae. The record is from RefSeq and is a predicted model, not a curated record. The coding region runs from base 1 to 1836 and encodes 611 amino acids. The transcript has 2 exons.
AUGGACAUCGCGCGGGGAAUGCCCUGGCAUUCUGCUCCUCUUGGCAUUCUGACACUAUCCUACUACCUCCUGUUUGGAAACCUAGGCGAUGCGUAUCUUCUGUGCUUCUGGACUUUGUUGUUUCGAUGGCAAAGGGGAACGACUCUCAUCCCGAUCUAUGAUGGCCACAGCCUCGGUGUGAACGGACUUUUAUGGGCGCUAACCGUCGCUGUGGCCAGCUACGUCCUUAUUAAGGCGUGGACGCGAAGUGGCCGCCAUGUUAAACUCCGGCAGUGGUCGGGCCCGACAAAGCCACUGCUGUUUCCAUGCCGGACCACUCACACCAGACUGUUCCCAAAGAAGCACUCCUUCACCUACUCCUACCUCAUGGUUGGUGUCCCAGUGGGGUGGGAGGGUUCUGCUGGAGGUAUGAUAUCUACGGCUAGUCGAGACGUCGCCUCGACAGGCUGGUAUCAGAUCCACGCGGCAGACUAUCUCGAAAGGGGAAACGGCCAUCUUGGACUCAGAGGCAAACUAGAUGAUUACCUGAAGUCACAGGGUGCCGACCCUUCGUGUUAUCCUUACGCCUACUUGGUGACUGCGGCAAAGUUCCUCGGCUAUCACUUCAAUCCCAUUUCGUUCUGGUACCUGUACUCAGCCGAGAGAGAUAUGACGGCCAUGGUGCUAGAGGUCAACAACACAUUUGGUGAGCGUCGAAUGUAUUUUUUGACUUCUUCAGAUGCGGCCGAACGUAUCAUCAAAGGGCCCAGUGUGCCAGACACCGGCGGCCUUGAAGACAAGACGAGGAGAGGGCCCGCGUCUUCAACGCUGAGACAAGCUUGGCCCAAGGACUUCCACGUGUCGCCUUUCAACUCCAGGAAAGGCGGUUACUCACUCGUGGCACGUGAUCCAUUCGCACCCAUGUUGGAGGGGGUUGGUCGGAUCAACAACACCAUCAACAUGUCGUCGUCCAAGAGUCAUCCCAAGUUGACAGCUCGCAUUUUCUCUGAAGGAGAUGCAAUCGAUCCGGUAUCGAUGGGCAUGUGGCAGAAGCUCAAGUUCCUCACCGCCUGGUGGUGGGUUGGUUUUGUUACCUUCCCACGCAUUGUGAAGGAGGCAGGCGUUCUUUUCUUCAAACGCAAGCUCCACGUGUGGUACAGGCCAGAACCUCUGAGGCAGAGCAUGGGACGCCUCGCAGAUGAAACAGAGCGUCAAUUGGAACCAAUGUUCAGGCGGUAUCUUGAAUAUCUUGUCAGCCAAUGCCCAACGCCUCUGGCUAUCCGCUACAUUCCGAGCGGUCUGGCAGACUCGCAGAUUGAAACGUUCACGUCGCUGGCUGCCCACAACGACAACUCUGUGGAUGAGUUAGAUUUCAAGGUACUGACGCCAGUGUUUUACUCAAGGUUCGUAUACUAUGCGCAUGAUUUCGAAGCCCUGUUCUGCGAGCUGAACGAGAGUUGCACCAUCUGGGUGUCGAGACCUGAUUUAAUCCCAAAGCUGGUCUUCAAGAAGCCACCACCAACUCUCCGACUAUCGAGUUAUUUCGACUAUGGAUAUUUCAAGCUCAUUCAGAAGAUGCGGCGUAGGCCCGAACGCAUAGUACGACCAAUGACAUCGAGCCAAGUCCCGACAGAGUUCUCAACACCUAAUACAAAAAAGACAGACAUUAGGGACUUCCGAAUCUCUUCAAUGGACGGCUAUGUUCUUUCAAACGAAGAAGAAGACUGUCGGAAACUGUACCGAUCCUUAGUCUUAAAGCUCUUCAUCGCAGACCAAGUCGCCAUGGGCAGUAUGGAUCUGCUUUGGCUCGAAAGCUUCAUCUUCAGAACUGUGUUAGCAUGGAUAGCGACGCGCUGA